Messenger RNA from Asparagus officinalis (garden asparagus), 1469 nucleotides. RefSeq names its product cytosolic isocitrate dehydrogenase [NADP]-like. Gene Ontology annotation, cellular component: mitochondrion. The transcript has 16 exons. Gene Ontology annotation, molecular function: isocitrate dehydrogenase (NADP+) activity; magnesium ion binding; NAD binding. NCBI's taxonomy places the organism in Eukaryota, Viridiplantae, Streptophyta, Magnoliopsida, Asparagales, Asparagaceae. Gene Ontology annotation, biological process: isocitrate metabolic process. The coding region runs from base 104 to 1381 and encodes 425 amino acids. The record is from RefSeq and is a predicted model, not a curated record.
ACCAAAAACGCAGGCCAACAUCCUCGGCCUUUUCUUUUUUGCUUUUUCUGAUCUCUGUCGACUCAUUUGCUUUCUGAUCGAGCUCUUCACAGUUGGCGGCAACAUGGCGUUCGAGAAGAUCAAGGUCGCGAAUCCAAUCGUCGAGAUGGACGGAGAUGAAAUGACUCGGGUCUUUUGGAAAUCAAUUAAAGACAAGGUGAGACACGCUUCUCUUCCCCCUUUGCUUUCUCUUAUUUUCCCCUUUCUGGAUUUAGAUAUAAAGUACUUUGACCUAGGCCUUCCUCAUCGUGAUGCUACAGAUGAUAAGGUUACAGUAGAAAGUGCGGAGGCAACUCUUGAAUAUAACGUGGCAAUCAAAUGUGCAACAAUAACUCCAGAUGAAGCUCGUGUCGAGGAGUUCAACCUGAAAUCGAUGUGGAGGAGCCCAAAUGGUACUAUCAGAAAUAUCUUAAAUGGUACAGUGUUCAGAGAACCAAUAAUGUGCAAAAACAUCCCUCGACUUGUUCCAGGAUGGACUAAGCCUAUAUGCAUUGGAAGACAUGCUUUUGGUGAUCAGUACCGUGCAACUGAUGCAGUUAUUAGAGGGCCUGGGAAACUCAAACUAGUAUUUGAGGGAAAAGAAGAGCAAGUCGAACUGCAGGUCUUCAGCUUUACAGGUGCUGGGGGAGUGGCCUUGUCUAUGUAUAAUACUGACGAGUCUAUUCGUGCCUUUGCUGAGUCUUCAAUGAACACUGCUUACCAAAAAAGGUGGCCGCUUUAUCUGAGCACAAAAAAUACAAUCCUGAAAAAAUAUGAUGGAAGGUUUAAGGACAUAUUCCAGGAGGUUUAUGAGGCAGGCUGGAAGUCAAAGUUUGAGACUGCUGGAAUAUGGUAUGAACACCGGCUCAUUGAUGAUAUGGUUGCCUAUGCACUUAAGAGUGAAGGAGGUUAUGUGUGGGCCUGCAAGAACUAUGAUGGAGAUGUACAGAGUGACUUCUUAGCUCAAGGUUUUGGAUCUUUAGGCCUGAUGACAUCAGUACUGGUGUGCCCUGAUGGAAAAACAAUUGAAGCGGAAGCUGCGCAUGGAACAGUCACCAGGCAUUAUCGGGUCCACCAGAAAGGAGGUGAAACCAGUACAAAUAGCAUUGCGUCAAUUUUCGCUUGGUCACGUGGCCUUGCACAUAGGGCAAAGCUAGAUGGCAAUGCCAGACUACUCGACUUCACCCAGAAACUGGAAGCUGCGUGUGUUGGAACUGUAGAAUCCGGGAAGAUGACCAAGGAUCUUGCUCUUCUAAUUCACGGAUCCAAGGCCACCCGUGAUCAGUAUCUGAACACUGAGGAGUUCAUUGAUGCAGUUGCAGAAGAGAUGAGAGCAAGGCUUACAAGUCAAUCGAAGUUGUAACCUCACUCUCAUAAAAUAGGCUUCAUCAAGCUCUCAAUGAGUUUGAAUUAGAGGAUAGAGGACUGCUGAAGAAUUGUCCGAUGUUGUU